AUGUGGCUGGCUAAUAGUAGGUGUAGGGAGGUGGUUGAAGCAGCAUGGAGGUCAUGUGUAUCAUUAGAUCCUAAUAAGGAAAUCCUUGGAAAAAUAGAAAAAUGUGGCAGAGACUUAACAUGGUGGAAUUACAAUGUAUUUGGAAAUGUGAGGAGGGAGCUAAAAAAGAAGAGGGAUGUGCUAGUUGAAGAGGAAGCAGUGGCAUUGAGAACUGGAAGCAAUGUACGGAUCAGAGAAUUGCAAAGAGAAAUAAAUGAGUUGCUGGACCGAGAAACAAGGAUGUGGACUCAACGCUCUCGAAUUCUUUGGCUAAAAAAUGGAGAUGGAAAUACAAAAUUUUUCCAUAGUCGAGCCUCCCACCGGUAUAGAAAAAAUGUGAUAUUGGGGCUGAAUGAUAGCCAUGGAGUUUGGAAGGAAGGACCAAGUGAAGUAGCAGCUAUCCUUAUUCACUACUACAGUGACUUGUUCUCCACCUCAAAUCUGCCCACUCAACAUGAAGCUCUAAGCCACAUUCCUCAAGUGAUCACCGAUGAUAUGAACAGUGAAUUGACUAGUAGAUUUGAGGAAUGGGAAGUACUCCAAGCAUUGAAACAAAUGGCACCUAUGAAGGCACCAGGACCAGAUGGAAUGCCCCCUAUCUUUUUUUAG
This is a messenger RNA of Quercus lobata, 648 nucleotides long. RefSeq lists its product as uncharacterized. The record is from RefSeq and is a predicted model, not a curated record. The transcript has a single exon. Lineage: Eukaryota; Viridiplantae; Streptophyta; Magnoliopsida; Fagales; Fagaceae. The coding region runs from base 1 to 648 and encodes 215 amino acids.